This is a messenger RNA of Austrofundulus limnaeus, 1325 nucleotides long. Its product is annotated as polypeptide N-acetylgalactosaminyltransferase 16. Gene Ontology annotation, cellular component: Golgi apparatus. The record is from RefSeq and is a predicted model, not a curated record. Gene Ontology annotation, biological process: protein O-linked glycosylation. Gene Ontology annotation, molecular function: polypeptide N-acetylgalactosaminyltransferase activity. NCBI's taxonomy places the organism in Eukaryota, Metazoa, Chordata, Actinopteri, Cyprinodontiformes, Rivulidae.
GAGGAGGAGGAGGAGGAGGAGGUCGGCGCUAGGACCGCGGCUCCGCCUGUGAGUAAACCGGAGCAGAGCGGCAGGUCCCCGGCAGGCAGGCAGACAGACAGUCCGACCAUCAGCUGGCCGUCGGGCCGCAGACGGACCUGAUCCAGCCGGGCUCGCCUCCGGAGCCCUGCCUGUGGGCUCAGCACCAUGCGGAGGAUCCGGGCCAACGCCAUCGCCAUUCUGACCGUCGCGUGGAUCCUGGGCACGUUCUAUUACCUGUGGCAGGACAACAAGCCCCCGUCGACGCCGUCAUCUGCGUCUCAGAUCCGCGGCCGGGGCCAGAGGCAGAGGGGGGUCCCCGGCCGGCUGGAGGUCCACCGAGAGGACCGGACCAUCCCGCUGAUUGUGACUCAGCCCCCACAAGCCGAGCAGCAGGUCCAGCUGUUGGUGGGCUUCGAUGAGAAGGCCUACCUGGCAGCUAAACAGCUCAAACCAGGAGAUGACCCGUACAAAGAGCACGCCUUUAAUCUGCAGGAGAGCGACCAUCUUGGCGGCGAGCGAGCCAUCCGAGACACGAGACACUACAGGUGUGCAUCACUGACUUAUGACGCCGACCUUCCCUCCACCAGCAUCAUCAUCACUUUCCACAACGAGGCUCGCUCCACUCUCCUCCGAACCAUCAAAAGUGUUUUGAUGCGAAGUCCUGCAGCUCUUAUUCAAGAAAUCAUCCUGAUCGAUGACUUCAGCUCUGACCCUGAGGACUGCCAGCUGCUCGCUCACAUCCCCAAAGUGCGCUGCCUGAGGAACAGCCGGAGAGAGGGUUUGAUCCGGUCACGAGUGCGAGGAGCCAACACCGCCUCUGCCUCUGUUCUGACCUUCUUAGACAGCCACUGUGAGGUUAACACUGACUGGCUGCAGCCCAUGAUCCAGAGAGUCAAGGAGGAUCAUACACGAGUGGUCAGCCCCAUCAUUGAUGUCAUCAGCUUGGAUAACUUCGCCUAUUUGGCUGCUUCUGCAGACCUGAGAGGAGGAUUUGACUGGAGUCUCCACUUCAAAUGGGAGCAGAUUCCUAUUGAGCAAAAAAUGGCGAGAAGUGAUCCUACACAGCCGAUAAGGACUCCUGUCAUUGCUGGUGGAAUUUUUGUCAUGGACAAGAACUGGUUCAACCAUCUGGGCCAGUAUGACACACACAUGGACAUCUGGGGAGGGGAGAACUUUGAGCUUUCGUUCCGGGUCUGGAUGUGUGGAGGAAGUCUGGAAAUUCUCCCCUGCAGCCGUGUGGGACACGUGUUCAGGAAACGGCACCCGUAUGACUUUCCAGAAGGCAAUGCCCUUACCUACAUUAA